Molecule: messenger RNA, 473 nt
Organism: Fomitopsis serialis
Lineage: Eukaryota; Fungi; Basidiomycota; Agaricomycetes; Polyporales; Fomitopsidaceae
Exons: 4
Coding region: 12-434 (140 amino acids)
Source: RefSeq, a predicted model, not a curated record
GCGGUUGGCUCAUGCACGCAAUGUAUAUAAGAUGCAGAGGAGCAGAGCUAAUCCGCAUCCAGAGCCUCCGAGUCAGUACUCAGUCCUCAGCCAACAUGUCUCAAAGCAACCUGCAGAUGUCGUACUGUGCCUGGGCUCCGGACAGCAAGGUCGGCGACGCCGUGGAGAAGCGUAAGGCCCUCGACAGCGAGCACAACGAGUGGUUCCAGGCCCGUCUCGCGGAUGGCUCCGUCCUCGAGUUCGGUGGUGCGAUCUUGGCCAAGGACGAGAAGUUGCCGCUCACAGGUGUUCCCGACAUCGGUGGGACCUUGCUGAUCUUCAAGGCAGACAGCUUGGAGGAUGCGCGCAAGCUCAUUGAGCAGGAGCCGUACUACAAGGCCGGCGUGUGGGACACGAGCGACAUCAAGAUCGCGCCUAUCCUUUCCAGAGCUUAGAUCAGAGUAAUGCGAGUGCGAUGAGCCUCGAUAUGCCAA